Entelurus aequoreus (snake pipefish) is the source of this 4568-nucleotide messenger RNA. It is a transcript of the gene fam89a, whose product is annotated as family with sequence similarity 89 member A. Bases 189 to 779 code for a protein of 196 amino acids. NCBI's taxonomy places the organism in Eukaryota, Metazoa, Chordata, Actinopteri, Syngnathiformes, Syngnathidae. The record is from RefSeq and is a predicted model, not a curated record. The transcript is spliced from 3 exons.
UGUCUAUCUGUGUUGGCCCUGGGAUGAGGUGGCGACUUGUCCAGGGUUUACCCCGCCUUCCACCCGAAUGCAGCUGAGAUAGGCUCCAGCACCCCCCGCGACCCCGAAAGGGACAAGCGGUAGAAAAUGGAUGGAUGGAUGGAAUUUGAACACAAUGCAAUUCAAAGUGUUGUACAGAAAAUGAAUAAAUGCAUGUGACAUUUUCCUGCUAUCUCGCUCGGCUGCUGCACGUCGCCAUGAACGGGAAGUCGGCCAACGGCACGGCGGGGGGAAUGGCGUGUAUCGACGGUCUGCCGCCGCUGCCCAAGAGCCUGAGCGGCUUGCUCAACUCCAGCGGCGGCUCCUGGAGGGACAUGGAGAGGAUGUACGUGAAGAAGACCAUGAUCCAGGACGACCUGAGCCGAGGCAGGAACAACGCCGACAACCUGCUCGCCAACAAGCCGGCCAGCCUCGACGCCGCCCUGGCUCUCCUGCGGAAAGAGAUGGUGGGCUUGCGGCAGCAGGACAUGUCUCUGCUGUGCCAGCUGUGGUCGCUGCACGAGUCCAUCCAAGAGUACAAGGGCAACUGCCAGGACCUGAGCGCCGCCUCCAGUCUCAGCAUGAUGGACAAUGGCUACUUCGACGAGGACGACGAAUACUACCCAGACACGGGCGCCACACCCACAGGCGACCAACCGGGCGGAGAGUCUGGAGAAGGGAUGACUACAGCGGGAGCGGCAAAGAACGGUGGAAGUGUUGGCAAAGACGACAGCUGGGAGUCGUUUCGCGUCAACAUCUGAACCCUUGCUCUCGAGAACCCAUGAUUGUUUGGACGGCAGCAAGAAGGACUUUUGCCAGUCUUUUGGUAUGUUUUUACUAUCCUGAAUGGGAAUGUGAGUCCAGCCUAACUUGAGCGCCUCCUCUGGUAUAUACUGGUCUUGCAGGGGGCGUGGCUUCAUCACCUGAAGCUAACAUUGUCGUCAAACAUUCACAAUGGACUUUUUUUAGACUUGUUUACUCAAAACAAAAUUUAGUAAUAUACUUUUUUUUUUAUAUAUAUAUAUAUAUAUAUAUAUAAUGCUGCCUCAUCCAGCAGUUUUUCCAUCUUACAUAUCAGUGUAUCAAAGUUUUAUUAUUUAUUUCAUAGUAUAAGUAACUAAAUAUCCGCUCUUCUAUUGCUCUGAAAGCGUCGGGCUGCAACAUCGGGAAGAGUUUGCGGCCAAAAAAUAAUUUAUUUACCAGAACAACCGGGACAACGAUGGUCGUACAGCAGGGAAUUUUUUGGUACAACGUCGGAAGUUGUCUCCAAAUUAUUGUCAACCCGUGAGCACCAAUUAGCUGCUCAAAUGUAGCCCCAGUCUUAAAACACAGUAUACACCCUUGAAAGUAGCUGUAAACUGGCAAGCUAGCAAACUGUAGCAAAACAGAUGAAAACAUUAGCAGUUGGCAGGUGAUUACAGGGUCUUUUUCUUACCUCUUCUUACGUCAACAGAUGUCAUGCUAGCAACUUUUUACUUGUUCGGGCGCACUGUUAGCACCUGAAUUACCGGCUCUUCGUCUUCCUCCCUUCAAUUUAUGUUGUCUGUAUACGUGACCAAAGAAACGCUCAGCAUGAAAUGUAUCGUACAUGCCGACCACCUAAAAUUCCUCCACAGCUAAUUCUGGAAAUGUAAAAAAAAAAGAAUGUCUCCACGCCGUCUUGAACAUCUUCACUACAGGGUUUUGCCGUGCCUUUAGUUCAUGUUAAUUAACGUUUGUUGUGUUUACGUUCAAACGCAUGCCACUGACUUACAAAAGACGGUCUAAAAAUAUGAUUUGAAAUCGUAAUGUACUCCCACUGGAUACUUCAUUAGGUAUACCUGACCAAUGUUGGCUUUAGUCAUUAGUCCGACAUUUUUUGUGUGUGGAACACAGGCCACAGUUUUAUUUAGGUUGAGCUAAAAUGUUGGGGGGGUUGUAACAGUAAUUGAGAUCUAAACCUGUGACAGAAAUGAAAUGUAUAUGUAUAAUUUUGUAUCGGUUAUUAUUUGUAUUUAUUUUUUAAACUGUAAUUCACCACAGCAUCACAAAUCGGGCUUUCAUAUUGGAAUGCAUUGGAAGACCCUAGAAGCUUCCCGAUGGGCUUGAAUUGUUUUAUGGUGUACCUAAUGAAGUGUUUGUUGAUUAUAACGACCAAUACUGGACUGGAGAGCAGCACGACACCGCAAAAUGAAUUAUUAUGCUUCCAAAAAUAUGUUAAAUGUGUAUAAAUCAUAUCAAAAUAAUACUCAAGUGAAUUACUGUAGAAAAUUCUUAAUGAAUGACGACACCAUCACUGAUGUAUUACCGAAUGUUUUGUCUGACACUUAAUUGACUUUUUCUUGUGCUGUAAAGAAGACUGUUAUUAGUGUCAUGAAAUUACAGAAGGUAUGUAGUUCAAACAAAGAUCACAAUGAUAAUUAGUAAAUAGAAAAGCACUCGCAGAGCGUAGAACUCUGCCAAGUGCCCGAUAGUAAAGAAUCCUUUAAAAAAAUCCUGAAUCUAGACAGUGAUCCAGAUCACCCCUACAAUCAAAUGACAUGUUGCCAUUUCCUGAAAGUUUCAUCAAAAUCAGCCCGUACAUUUUUUAGUAUUGUUGCUAACUGACGAACCGCAGCAAAUACAUAACCUCCUGACGGAGGAAAUAAUGAUAAUAAUAAGACACUCUCAUCGGAUGUUUUCACUAUCAGUGCCUUUGCAAACCAUCAGGUGACUGAUGAACUAUGAGGACAUAACACAAGCUACAGACUUUUUACAAGACACUUGCUGGCAUUUUUUUGUAAAUUCCUUUGGUGCAACAUGAGGGACAAAAACAUUAAUGUAGUUCAACAAAUAAAAACCCAGAAUGUACACAUUGAAGCUUGUGAAAUUUACUGUGUAGCAUGUUUUGGUGUGCUUAAGGUAUUACCCUCCCAAAAACGACAUGAAUGAAUAAGAGUGCUCUUCCGCAGUGCAAUCUUUCCCCUGGUCUGCCGAGAAUAAGAAGACUUAGCAGGAGGGGUCAGUGUUGAUACGUUGAUGUUAUAUUUAGCGAGUAUUCCAACCCCGACAAAAAAUGACUGGCGACAAAUCUAUUAUUGGACAUUUUUGGAGACUCUGACAUGAAAUAACGUAUGGCUCUUUUCAACGAGCAGCAGGUGAUGCUGUGAGCCCGUCCCUUCUAAACCCGCUCACAGGUGACUUGCUUGUGAUUAAAAAAUUUAAAAAAAAGUGAUAGAAGGAAGUAAAUUUGACUUUGUAAACAUAUUUUUUCUCACGUUUUGUCUCAUUCAUCCAUACCAAUUAUUUUCACAUGCGUUGUUAUACAAAUUUGACGACAUCCCCUCUAGCGUGGCCCCCACGACCACAACCCACAGAUAGAUGGCAGUCCUGUGUAAAACAUACAGCACAAGUGAUUGGAAUUUUACACCAGCUAAAUGCUAACAUCGCUCAUAUCAACAAAAAGUAUGUGAUCAUUUGUGUAUCAAAUCAAUCAUAAAUGUGAAAUGUUUUUGAAUAAGUGACCAUCUACAAAUAAUGUUUGGCAUUAUUGUUGUUGUACGAGUUUUAAUGUUAAACAGCUACGUUGUCGAUGCAAUUAACACAUCUCCUUCAGAUCUAUGUAGACCACAAUGCUAUGGGGCUGUCAUAGCCACGCCAACACUUUGCUGGUUCAGAACAAACCAUUUUCUACGACAUUUUUAAGUUUAUGUGUAGAAAUAAGCUAAAAAUCAUCCUCCACACCAGCAGAGGGCAGCGUGUUAGCCUUCAGUGAGCAGCGUUGGUGCCAGAAAACGCUCAUUAUUGUGAUUUUCUCAAUGCAUCUGUUUUAUUAAUCAGUUUCGAAAAUCAAAUGAAAUAGAAAAUUAGUUGACUUUUAGCGCACAAUAUCACCUGCGUAGCAAAUAUACACCACAUCUGGAUUGUAGCAUUUUGUGAGCAGACAAAUGAAAUGUCUUAACGUCACAUAUCGACUGUUUGCAAAAUAUUAAUAAUGCCUUAAGUCAUUGAUGCACAAUGAAUUUGAAUUCCUGUCAAAAUAUUACUCAUGCAUUAAGUCAUUGAUGCACAAUGAAUUUGAAUUCCUGUGUUGCACAAAAUAUUGCAAGCACCGUUCUUUAUUUCUCUGUAAAAAAAAAAUACAACCACACUGCUGCUGAUAACAAUAAAAUGAGUACCUAACAUAUCUUUGCAGGUAUUUUGUUUUUUAUUGUUUCUUGCUCAAAAGGCUCACCGUUUACCAGACCAAUUGAAAUUGAGAUGGCAAAAUUAAUAUUUGAACGGAAGACCCAACUUUUACACUCUUAAUGGCAAGCCGUAUGUCAUUUUUAAGAAGAGCUUUGCAACCAAAAGCAAAAUGUGUUCAUAUUUAAAAUGUUUCACAUUUAGAAAAAUGAAAAGAUGCCCUUUUCUAUUUUUUUCCUUUUUUUUUUUUAAAGAAAACAUUCAUAUGUUUAACAACAAACCUUUUGUUACGAUUAGUCAAAAUCGUAUCAAGUAGGAAUGGGCAAUAUGGCCUAAAAUCUAUAUCACGAAAGUAAUAUAUGUAACAAUAUGUUAUGUGGCAUAUAAAUAAUAAAAACAUUUCAAAA